Messenger RNA from Saccharomycopsis crataegensis, 513 nucleotides. It is a transcript of the gene TAF9, whose product is annotated as chromatin modification protein. Gene Ontology annotation, biological process: DNA-templated transcription initiation; RNA polymerase II preinitiation complex assembly. Gene Ontology annotation, molecular function: protein heterodimerization activity; transcription coactivator activity; RNA polymerase II general transcription initiation factor activity. The record is from RefSeq and is a predicted model, not a curated record. Lineage: Eukaryota; Fungi; Ascomycota; Saccharomycetes; Ascoideales; Saccharomycopsidaceae. Gene Ontology annotation, cellular component: SAGA complex; transcription factor TFIID complex. The coding region runs from base 1 to 513 and encodes 170 amino acids. The transcript has a single exon.
AUGACGCUGCAAGGGAAUGAAAAUGCUGCCUCAGAGUCUGGUGAUUAUCAACCAAAUCAAGACAACGUCCCUCGUGAUGUGAAGUUGCUUCAUCUUUUGUUUGCCGCUAACUCCAUCGACUCAUAUGAAGACCAUGUUCCACUUCAACUUAUGGACUUUGCUUAUAGAUACACAACAGGGAUUCUCAAGGAUGCCGUUAUUUACAGUGAUCAUGGGAAUAUGGCUUCCAGUAAUGUGACGAAUGCUGGGAACAUUGGAUCAUCUAACAAGGCAAUUUCGGUUGAGGAUGUCAAGUUAGCCAGUGCCGCCAGACUGGACUAUCAGUUUCGUAAUUCUCAAAGUAGAGAGUUAUUGUUUGAGUUAGCCAGCGAAAAAAAUAAGAAACCUUUACCCAAUUGUAUACCCAGCUUUGGUGUUAGAUUACCUCCAGAAAAGUACUGUUUCACAGGCAAAGAUUUAGAGUUGGAAGAUGAGUACAAAUACGAAGAAGAUAUCAAGAUGAAGAGUGCUUAG